Messenger RNA from Branchiostoma belcheri (Belcher's lancelet), 3518 nucleotides. Its product is annotated as metabotropic glutamate receptor 1-like. The transcript is spliced from 14 exons. The record is from RefSeq and is a predicted model, not a curated record. Bases 921 to 3518 code for a protein of 865 amino acids. Gene Ontology annotation, cellular component: postsynaptic density membrane. Gene Ontology annotation, molecular function: adenylate cyclase inhibiting G protein-coupled glutamate receptor activity; G protein-coupled receptor activity involved in regulation of postsynaptic membrane potential. NCBI's taxonomy places the organism in Eukaryota, Metazoa, Chordata, Leptocardii, Amphioxiformes, Branchiostomatidae. Gene Ontology annotation, biological process: regulation of synaptic transmission, glutamatergic; G protein-coupled glutamate receptor signaling pathway.
AGUUAAAGGUGAAGAACAUAGGAGUUCAUUGUGGCCCAUUCGACGCGAAUGAUUGUGACUGUAUCCUAGUACUAAACGUCAGCCAGCUAGGUGCUCCAUACUUCCUGGAGUACAAGAUACAUGUACGGCCUCCAAGAUACAAUCGUUGUACAUCAAAAACAAGACGACUUCAUCGGUGGAAAGAAAUUCGUCGCUAAGGCCUCUUAAACUGAACAAUUUACCGUAUCGAUUGCACGAUUCUGAAUAGGGAUUGAGCCUUCAAAUUAAAGGAUUGAUACUGAUGGGCUUUUCUGUAUUAAGAGAGAAAAAGUGUAGCCAGGAGACGGCUUGCGCUUCUGCAACAACACAGGAGCGGUUAGAGACCUUAAGCCCCACCGAGGACGCUCAAUUCCAUCACACGUCUCACCCAGCUUUAUUACGAGGAGGCGGACAGAAUUGCCGGACGGGCUAAUGGCCCUUGACUGCCGCUAUUUAAGAGCACCGGAUCGUAUUCCGAAAUACGUCCACGCUACGUUAACGUAACAGAUAUCGGGGGAAAAGGCUUUCAAAGAGUAGGCACUUGAGAAUGUGAUCAAAGGCAGGCCCACGUGUAUUUAACCAAUAUUCCGCACCGGUCAGACGUAACCCUUGGUCGUUUGGUAGAAGAUUGUUUCAUCAUCCCGACGUCACAAAACUGACAGGACCGUUAAUUCUGUACCGAUAGGACCGGGCAAACGGUGCUUUCAAGACCGACUGUGGACAUCAGAGAAAUGAGCUAUGGACAAAGCCGCUUGGCUGUAACAGAUUCAUUUGAAGCCACAACAACAUAUCGCGAAUGAGCGAAAAAGUAAGAGCCCUUCAAAUAUCAUCGGGAACGAUAUUUUCACAUUGGCCUUGCUGACGGGAUAGACAAGUGUGCUGUGUGGUGAAGGUUUCCUGGCAUGGCCGAGUCGAGUUGGGUACAGUUUCUGAGGUGGGCUAUCUUCACGUGGACCGUACUGUGGACCGAGAGGGUGGCGGGACGUGAGAGGCUGGUGGCCCGCAUGGAGGGGGACCUGAUCAUCGGUGCGCUGUUCUCCAUCCACGAGAAGCCGCGGGGACCGACCGGGAUCGCCGCGCGGGAAUGUGGGGACAUCCGGGAGCAGUACGGCAUACAGAGGGUGGAGGCCAUGUUUCAGACACUGGACAGGAUCAACAGCGACCCGACCAUCCUCCCCAACAUCACCCUGGGCUGUGAGAUCCGGGACUCCUGCUGGCACGACACGGUCGCGCUGGAGCAGACCAUAGAGUUCGUCAGGCACACCAUAUCUACACAGACACAGCACUCCAGUGCACAGAAGUGUCCAGAUGGUACUGUGCUGUCGUCUCCAACAUAUGAACAGCCAAUCGUGGGGCUGAUAGGACCUGGGUCCAGCUCUGUAACCAUACAGGUUCAGAACCUUCUGCAGCUCUUUAACAUCCCGCAGAUUGCCUACUCUGCCACCAGUAAGGACCUGAGUGAUAAGGCCCGCUACAAGUACUUCCUACGGGUCAUCCCACCGGACACCCUUCAGGCGCAGGCAAUGGCUGACAUCGUCAUGCAUUACAACUGGACCUAUGUGUCAACACUGCACACUACAGGGAACUAUGGUCAGAGCGGAGCAGACGUGUUCAAGGCAUUGGUGAAGAAAGAAGGGGUUUGCAUUGCCACAUCUGACCAGGUGGAGUACGAUGCCGAUGACGACCGCUACGAUAACGUCGUGCGAAACCUGCAGUCCACUCCCUCCGCACACGUGGUGGUGUGCUUCUGUCAGGGGAACACCGUGAGAGGCCUGCUGGCAGCCAUGGAGAGACUCAACACCACGGGACAGUUCCUACUGCUCGGCAGUGACGGGUGGGCUGACAGGAAAGAACUGACAGCUUUCAAUCCAAGAGAGGCUGCGGGAAGUAUCACCAUUAAACCAUGGUCACCCCAGGUGGAGUCGUUUGACGGGUAUUACCAGAACUUGAACCCCUGGAACAACGCCAGGAAUCCCUGGUUCCAGGAAUUCUGGCAGUGGAGGUUCCGCUGCCGCAUAGUCGGACAUGCCAUGGAGAACACAUUCGACAAGAUCUGCACAGGAAACGAGAGCCUUCAGGACUACGUUCAGGACACCAAGCUGGGUUUUGUCAUCAACGCUAUCGAGGCCAUGGCCCACGGCCUGCACGACAUGCAGACGGCCCUGUGCGGGGAAACCGGCGGUCUCUGCCCGCAGAUGCGCAACGUGAACGGCACGCUGCUGCUGGAGCACAUCCUCAGCACGACCUUCCUGGGAGUCAACAACGAGACGGUCAGGUUCGACAAAAACGGAGAUCCUCCUGGAAGGUACGUCAUCAUGAACUUCCGACCCCUUGACAACGGUGACUUUGACUAUGUGAAGAUAGGCAGCUGGAAGUACGGACAACUGUCUAUAGACGAUGACAUCUUCAGGUCCAAUUGGAACAUGUCCGGUAUAAUCCGGUCCGUCUGUAGUGAGGAGUGCGCACCAUUGGAAGUAAAGAAGGUGAAGGGUCACGACACCUGUUGUUGGGUCUGCGCUUCAUGUAAAGAUGAUGAGUUCAGAGAAGACGAACACACCUGUACACCCUGCAAGGACGGCUGGUGGCCGACGAAAGACAAGACAGAUUGCUUCAAGAUCCCUGUAGAGUAUACGAAGUGGACUGAUGUACAGACGAUAGUGGCCGUGGUUUUCUCCUGCGUCGGUAUCAUGGCGACCACCUUCGUGACGACCGUUUUCGUCAGACAUCGCGACACGCCAGUGGUCAAGUCUUCAAGCCGAGAGCUGUGCUACAUCAUCCUCAUCGGCCUCUACAGCAGCUAUCUCAGCGCGUUUCCCCUUCUUUCUAAGCCAGACCAAGUCACAUGUUACCUCCAGAGAAUAUGCGUCGGUCUAUCGUUCUCUAUGUGCUACUCGGCACUAGUCACCAAGACCAACCGAAUCGCCAGAAUACUGGCAGGCAGCAAGAAGAAGAUCAUCACCAGAAAACCUCGCUUCAUGAGCGCCACUGCACAGGUCAUGAUCUCGUUUGCUCUCAUUUUCCUGGAGGGUGUCAUCAUUGCUGUUACCGUGGUCCUCUACCCUCCCUCCGCGGAGGCGUACUCGCCGAAACCCGGGCAGCUUCGGCUCAUCUGCAGCGUCAACACUUUCACCAUGAUCGUCCCGCUCAGCUUGGACAUGGUCCUGGUCAUCAUGUGUACUUACUACGCCUUCAAGACCAGGAACAUUCCCGAGAACUUCAACGAAGCCAAGUUUAUCGGGUUCACCAUGUAUACCACCUGUAUCAUCUGGCUGGCCUUCGUGCCUUUGUAUGUCAGCAGUGAUUUUAAGACCAUCACAACUUGCAUUGCCACCAGCCUCAGCGCCACCGCAACACUGGGCUGCAUGUUCUUACCUAAGGUGUACAUCAUCCUGAUGAAGCCAGAACGUAACCAGCGGAGUAACUUCACCACGUCAAACGAGGUGCGAUGCCAUGUGCUGGACAGCCAACCAUCGUCACUUCAAGGGGAUAAAAACAAGUAA